Molecule: messenger RNA, 2196 nt
Organism: Pseudomassariella vexata
Lineage: Eukaryota; Fungi; Ascomycota; Sordariomycetes; Amphisphaeriales; Pseudomassariaceae
Product: fungal-specific transcription factor domain-containing protein
Exons: 4
Coding region: 1-2196 (731 amino acids)
Biological process (GO): positive regulation of transcription by RNA polymerase II
Cellular component (GO): nucleus
Molecular function (GO): DNA-binding transcription factor activity, RNA polymerase II-specific; transcription cis-regulatory region binding; zinc ion binding
Source: RefSeq, a predicted model, not a curated record
AUGUCAAGUGGAGCCAAAACGGUCAGGUCGCGGACCUUUACCGGCUGCCGGAGUUGCCGCAGUCGGCAUGCCAAGUGCGACGAAGGUUUUCCCUCGUGCACAGCCUGCGAGAGACUCGGGAUUCCGUGUGAAGGAUACCAGCCACAAUUGCGUUGGCUCGCCGACCAUGGGGCCAGCCCGCAGGCGAAGACGGCAUCGUCGACUCAUCGGGGACCCGCGUCCAGCUAUCGAUACCCGCUAUUCUCCGAAGACGAACGUCGGCGGAUGAGCAUCCAAGUCGGGACGAGCUUGGGAAGCCGCUCGGCUUCCGAACUUGUUCUGCUUCUCGACGUCGAGAGUGAAAAGGCAGAGAGCCUGGACCACAUCUCGGCGGGCCCGUUUAGUGUGUUCAAUAUCAGGCCCUCGCAGUCAUGGCAGCCACUGGCAUCCCCUACUUUCAGCCCUCAAGCUCCAGCUCCAGCUCCAGCUCCAGCUCCAUCAAGGUCACCCGACGAUUCCACAGAAACAUCGCCCUCGACAUCGCUAGUUGGUGGUGAGGGUGACGGCCAUCUCGAGAGUAUCGUGCGGGAAGACUUUGAUGCUCCCAUGAUUGAGUUCCACCUGGGCAUGUUCGAUGACGACGCCCUCGUUACUACAUUUCACCAACAUGAGUCUUUUCCCGACCUAGAUCUUCAUUUCCCAGACUCGUCCUUUUAUGAUUUUGGCAUGCCGGGUAGCUUUUUCCACGAAGCCAUCCUACCCAACACGGGCCCUGGCCUACCCUGUGUCGGUCAGUCAAGAUUGGACAAUGCAGAUGACGAAACUUCGGCGCGUGACCUUGAUACCCCACCAGUUGUGUCACCUCGAAGCGCACUCGAGCGUGUCGACGGCAUGCAGAAUGUCCCUGAGCACGCCGGGCCUCUGCUGCGAUAUUACAAGCAGCACAUGAUGAAGCCAAGCUCAUCCAUGCAGGCCAAACGCAAGUCGCCAUGGCAGAUUCUCUUCCUGCCGUGUGCCCUCGAGACCUUCGCGGAGCUGACCCUGUGGAAUCAAUCAUCCCAUACCCGGUCCACCAUCCUCUACUCUCUGGUAGCACACAGUGCGUUCCAACUGCACCAGAAAAACAUCCCCGAAUUCCCCUCGACGGUCCCCUGGGGCGUUGUUGGGCUCAAACAUCAGCAAGCCGCACAGCGUCAUCUUCGCAUAGCCCUGCAGACGGAAAUGCAGGGGGGUGAUCAUGUCAAGUACACGCAGCUGCUCAUGGCGAUUCUUGCCGCGGCCAUGGUUUCCUUGUUCAAUAGCGCCCAUAAUUUUAGAAGUUUUCUUCUGGAUGCCGAGCGACUCAUACGUCUUUAUGGCUUGAAACAUCGAAAAACGUACAAGAUGCGUAUCUUGCACCACAUGUAUACAUAUCUUCGUGUUGUCGCCGAGAGCACUUCCAUCGCAAAUGCCGACGUCAACAACAAAGGCAGUUUCGGGACUCCCGCUGUGGUCCUGCGUAGGUUCCGCAUCGCUGAGGAUGCCUUGAACAUCGGCCUCGACCCGGCUCGCGAGAAGACGAUGGAGGUGGGCUACAACGACAUACAUCUCGAGGUUCAGGGGUACUGGAAGGAAACGCUGUUUACCGAGAUAUACGGAGUUCCCGAAUCCCUCAUUACGCUGUUGUCGCAGGUCAUCUCGUUUGCAAAUGAGAAGACGCGGCUGGAGUCUAAAGUUCGGAAUGAUCCGGCCGUGUCCACUGCGCUAAACCACCAUAUCAAAACAUUGGAAUCCAACAUAUGGUCUUGGAAACUACCGGGCGAAACGGGGCCACAGCCUCUGCAAGAUAGCGCCCACGGCCUUUGGGACCAGCCGAACGCGAGGUCCAUGACGCUGGCCAUGCACCAGGCCCUCAUAAUCUACCUCUACCGGCGAGUAUACAACGUGAAUGCCAUGAUUCUGCAAGACUCAGUGCGGAAAACCCUAGAUUAUCUACAACCCUGCAUCGACGAGGGCGUGGACGACCAAGACUUUGCGACGAGCAUUGUCUGGCCCGUCUUCAUCGCAUCUUGUGAAGCCAUGACGCCAGAGCUGCAGGAACAGGCGUUGAAGUGUCUCAGCGCCAUAGAUGACAAGGGGACUCCCUUCACCACCGGGCCCAUGAGGGACAUUGUAUUCAAUAUAUGGUCGAAGCGAUUGGCAUCAGGAGAUUGGACGCUGAGCUGGCCCGGCGCGUGA